This is a messenger RNA of Schistosoma rodhaini, 7488 nucleotides long. The record is from the annotation of a GenBank genome assembly. NCBI's taxonomy places the organism in Eukaryota, Metazoa, Platyhelminthes, Trematoda, Strigeidida, Schistosomatidae.
AUUAAUACAAUAGGGGAAACCAUGGGGACUUGCACAACUUAUGGUUCCUUUGAUUAUCAUAUAUAUAUACUGAUCAUUUGUGUUAAAAUAGACAAAACAGGUAGCUCUCAAUCACUUAUAAUAUAUAUUUAACAAUGUUUACAAAUAUAAUUAGUGUACAUUAUGUACAUCAUCAUUCUAAACCAAUAAACCUUUAUGUCAAUAUAAAAUAUCCAAACUUGAUUGUAACUUUAUUAGUUCAUUGAUUAUUAUCAAAUUAUAUUACAUAGUGAAAUUAUUUUAUUUCUAUAUAGUGGAACCAAAAAAAAAUUUUUUCCAUUUCAUUAUUAGAAUUAACAAAUUUGUUACUAAGUCACAUUUUAAAAAAAACCCCAGAAAAAAACCAACUGUUUAAUGUGGAUUAUUCAUUCUCCGGGAAAAAUUACUUUACAUAUAUUGUUUUAGUGCAAUCAGAAUAGUUUUAUGCCAAUUACCCAAGUGAAAAAAUCGUAAGAAACAUUCAAUAACUACAAUCACAAUAACAAGAUCCUUUUAAAUACAAAAAAAUUACACACAAAUCAAAAGAAAAAGAGAAAGUGGGAAAAUUAAAUAUUAAAAAAAACAACAGAACAACCCAGCAACGAACUAAAAUUGAAAAGACAAGAAAACAAAAGGAGGUUAACUAAUUGAUUGACAGAUUAACUAAAAGACAGAUGUUUCGCAGCUGUAUAAUUCUAAUUUUAUUAAUAUUCAUUUUACUUUCUUAUUCUAUUGUACAUAAUACUCAUCCCAGUGAACAAAAUCAUACAAUUGUUUUGUUAGAUUUAAAAUCAGGCAACAAUAGUUUACCUAUUCAUCAUUAUCUUUCAAAUAUUAUUCAAUCAAUGAUCAAUAAACAAGAUUCAUUUGAACAAAAUCAUUAUAUUAAAACUGGUUCUGUAAUUACAAUAGAUUGCAUUGUAUUUAAUAUAAAAAAGAAGUUUGAGAAUGAACCGUUCAAUCUUAUUAAACAGCCUAUACACCAACAACCAGUAAAUAAACAUUUAAAACGACUAUACUAUACUGAUUGUGCAUCAAUAAAUAAGAAAAGAGAUUUAUAUGGUAUUCAUUGUAAUUAUUUAUCAUUUAAACAAGAGAUUACAAACAAUAAGAAUGAAUUGAAUGAAUAUAACAAGUUUCCAUAUAAACAAAUAGAUAUUUUUCGAUAUACAAUUUAUCAAGUAAAUAAUAGUUUCAAUGGACGUUGGAUAUGUUUUUCUGAUGAUGAUAAUAAGUCAAGUAAAGUUCAUAAUCUUAUUAUUUCAGAUUCACAGGAUUCUGAAGUUCAGUCACAUAUUCAUACUCCAACUCCUUCUACUACUUCAGUUCAUGUUAAGUGUGAUUAUACACUUUCGUCAAAUGUAACAAAUAUCACUGAGUUACACAAGAAUAAUUCAAAUGAACAUAAUAAAAAUCUCAUGAAUGUCAAAACAAUUAAUUGGGAGUUAUUAUUAAAUCCAUUUAAUCAGUUAAAGUUGAAUGCAAAAAAUAAACGUAAUGGAUUUGUACAUGAUGAAGGCAUAGAUUUGUUUACACCGAAAAUCAAUAGAUUCACUGAUCCUAAAGUAAGCAAAAGAAAAAUCGAUUGUCAGAUAACAGAUCAACAACAACGUCGUGACAAAAGACAGCUUGAUUACGAUGUUUAUUAUCCAUCUAAAUCUGUUCGUUUGGAUACAAACUUAUCUCCAGAUUAUUUCGUUCAAGUUGGUACUAUACUUGAAAUUAAAUGUACUGCUGAACCGGGUAAUCCACCUCCAAAAUUAUCACUUUUACGUCAACGAUUUGAUGAAUCUAAGGCAACAGUUAUACAAACUAAAACAAAACAUCUCAGUCAGUCAAAUUCUUUUAUAAAUAUACAUAAAGACAUAACUCAAGAAUUUAUGGUCACAUUAAGUGAAGAAGAUAAUGGUGCUUCUUUUUUCUGUGAAGUUACUAGUACUGGGAUCAAAUCAAGCAAAGCCCGUUCUGAUAGUGUACGAUAUAAUGUAUCAUUUCCUCCACGGGCAGUAUACGUCCAGUCAUAUCCCGAAGGUUUGAUUGCAGAGUCAAGUCAAAAAAUGUUUAGUUGUCAAACAGAUAGUAUGGGAAGCAAUCCUUCAGCUUUAUUAAAAUGGCAACAGCUUGAUUCUGCUGGUGCUAUUAUUUCUCUGGAAACUUUGAAAAUGUCCGUCACUGUGGACUUCAUCACGCAAAGUAAUGGUGCUGUUGUUACUCGUUCUAAUCUAACAGUUCUCGCAAGUAGAGCAUUGAAUGGAAGACGAUUUGAAUGCUCAGUUGUAUUCAAUGACUCAAAAACACUUCUUCGAUCAGAGGGGUUUCUGGAGGUUAUGUUCUCUCCAAAUAACAUAAGAUUAACAGCUCAACCAAUAAAUGGUGUACCAGAAGCUGGUCGAUUAGAAUUGACAUGUGCUACAAGUUCAUGUCAUCCACCUGCUGUGAUACGUUGGCUUGAAAUUCCACCAGAUAAAAUACAAGAAAAGAAUAAAAAUAUAGAAGAACAUUUUCAAUAUAAUAACUUAUUUUCAAAUGAAUUAACUGAUCUUGCCCAAUUAGAAACUAAUCAAGGAGAUUUUGGUGGAACUAAAGUUUUAAGUACUUUAAUCAUUACCAAAACUUAUCGAUCACAUCAAAAUACAAUUUACCAAUGUCUUGUUAAUCAUACAGGAAUGAAUAAACCUGUUCUGAGUGAGCAUAGAUUACAGAUCUUAUAUCCUCCAUCACUUCAUAUCAUCAGUCUUCCAAAUCAACCAAUCGCAAGACAAUCUGUUACAUUAUUCUGUCAAGCUAUUGGAGGAAAUCCUUCAAAUGACUUGACAUAUGCAUGGUUUGUAGCUAAAUCAACGCAAUUUUCUAGUUUAUUAAAACAAGAUGACGACACUCAAUUAAAUGAUGACCAAUAUGAACAAGAUACAGAUAAUUCAUUGAAUCUAUCAAGCCUAAAAAAUCAUUUUAUAUCUUCAUCACUCGUAACACAAAGGCCAGAAUUUGACAGUAUGAUACAACUGAGUGGAUAUCAUGAUUCACAAUUAAAUUUAACCAAUAUUAAAUUGUCUCAAGCUGGAUGGUAUGGCUGUGAAGUAUCUGGAAUCGGUGGAAGUUCUCAUGCAUUACAUCAUCUUGAUUUAUAUUAUCAACCCGUGAUGAAUAGACGUACACAAACUUAUGUUAUGGCGCAACUAGGUGAAUCUGUAACUUUAGCUCUAUAUUUAGAUGCAAAUCCACCUUGGGCAGAAGCUGAAUGGUUUCAGACAAACACUUUUAAGAAUGAAGCUGAAAAAAUCCACAAUUCUGAGCAAUACGUUGAACCACAAUCUUAUUUCGAACCACCUCAAAUAAAUUAUGGUUAUCCACAAUCGUAUGAUUCAUGGCCUCGUGUUAGAAGAACAAUAUUUAAUCGUUUUGAGUCACAUUUGUCAACAUCGGAUUUUUCUGGAGAACAAAAUUUACGUCAGUCUAUUGGGCAGAGAAAAAAUAUUUUUGCUUCCAGUGGUACUGGCCUCUAUGGUAACCUUACAUUUUUCCUCAGGUUCACAGAAGUCAAAUCUGUUGAUUUUGGUACAUACGUUUGUCAAGUUCGUCAUCAGUUAGGUGUGAAAGAAUUCACAUUUCACUUGAUAAAAAAGGCUGGGGUUGGAGUUAUAACAGAAGAAUCCAUUGAAGUUAUUCAUCAUGGAUCAACCACAAGUAUCUUAUUUAGUCCUCCACUGAAAUCUUCUCUUAUGAAACUUAUCCUUCGAGUAUGCCGACGUGAUGCUUUCUUAGGUAAUCACAAACAAAUAAAUAAACAAUCUGUAAGUAAGCAGCACUUCAAACGGGAUAUUCCACAACAAAAAGUAUCAAUUACUUCAAAAAAUGUUUCGAACCAAAAUGAUGUUGCAAGUCGAUUGGAUAGUUCACAGAUUUCAGCUAAUUCUAGAACUGUUGGUUGUGAAGAUUACCAGGUUGCCAAACCUUGGUUAGGAAAGAUGGAAAUACAUUUAUCCGAUGCAGUUCAGUUGUAUAAUUUUCGAUUUCUUCUAUUUCAAGGUACAAAACUUCUACAAGAAACAUCUCCUGUAUUAUGGCAACCAGAAAUAUCUAAAACGAGAGGUGUAUUCAAUAAAUCCUUGUUAGCAUUAGCAGCAAGUGGUGGUUGUGCACUAGUAAUUGUAUUUCUUAUCACAAUAAUUAUAAUCUAUUCAUGCUAUGGUCGAAAUAAACAUGAUUCAUUAAAAUUUUGGAAUAUUAAAAAAAGUUUGAAAUCGAGUACUUCUCAACAGUCUAGUAAAAAUCUAGAUGUUCCAAAUCAUAUAGGUUGUGAAUUAGGUUUUGAACUUCACAGUGAUCUUGGAUCUGUGCGUAGAUAUCAACCAGAAACUCCAUACAAGCAACCACCUCCAAGUGGUUCCUUCAUUUCAAAUGGAUAUGAUAAUUCAUUAAAUGGAAUCCAUCAUUUCAACUCUUUACAAAAUUCAGCAAUAAAUGGUGGAUUAGAUGGUAAUAGUAUUGAUAAUGAAUGUGCUGCUCUAUUACAUAGUCGUAAUUCAGUAGCUAGUAGUCAAAGUGCACAUAUGAAUAUGAUCAAUAGCAGAAUAUUUGCUGAAGCUUAUGCUGCAGCGGCGAGAGCAGCUGCAUCUUUAGUCAGUGGAAGCACUGAUAUUUAUUCACCAAGUUCACAAGUGACAAAUGAUCUAAGUUCACAAAAUAAUGAAGAACGUAAUCGAUCACAACAUUCACUUCUUUAUUCUAUGAAUCAAGAAAUUAAUAAUGGAUUUAUAAAUGGAUCAAAAGAGGCUAAUAUAAAUACAGAGAAUACUGGUGGUUGGAAAAAAUAUAAUAAUAGCAACAGUAGUAUAUGUUUAAAGAAUCGGGACAAGCGUAAAGCCAAUGAAAUUAGUAAAUAUAAAAAUUCUUUACAAGGAAUUAGAAAACAUUCAAGAAUUAGUUUAUCUGGUCAACUGGAACCUCGUGGAUCUCAUUUAUCUAUACAAAUGCCUUCAAAACAUUCAUUGAACUAUUCUCAAUGGAGUAAUGCUUCUGGUGCUUCUUAUUCUAGUUUAGUAAGUCCAAGUCAAACAGAUCUACAAGUUGCAGCUCAAGUAGCCGCAGCUGCGGCUGUCGUAUCGGUUGUAGAAAAUAUGAAUUUAAGUUUAGCUAUGAAUCAUGCUUCAUCACUUAAUAAUGUAGGUAAUUAUUGUCUUAUGCCUAGACCAGCAUCAAGAGCUGCAUCGGUAACUGGUCCUACUACCAGAAAUAUCAAUAAACUAUGGAUGGAAAAUGAAGAUGGAGAGAGUAUGAAACUUGGUAUAUUUACUCCACGAAAUGCUUCAACUGGACAGGCCACACCAACUGCCAGUGUUGAUACUGUUGAUCCAAAUUUACAAAUAUCAACUCCAAGUCCGAUAUCACAACAACAACAAUAUUCUAAUGAUGUUAAUAAUAACAAUAACAUAAAUCAGUUGAGCUUAAAUAAUCAACAAAUAAAUGGGAGUUUCAUUUCUCAAUUCAGUGCUCUUCCCCAGACAAAACUAGAUGAUAGGUAUCAUCAAAAUUAUAAUCCAAAUCGAUCAGCUGAUUCACAAAAUAUCUCAAAUCUAUAUGCAUAUCAACAACAACAAAUGUAUCCUAUUCAUGGGCCACGUGGACCAUACUCAGCAUUCAUCAGUCCAACAUCCCAAACAAAUAUUUCAUCACCAUCUAAUCUUAGUGGUAAUGAACAAAAUCCCUCCUUAAUGGCUUAUUAUCGUAUAUUAGCACAAAACCAGAUGCUUAACAGACAUAAAUUACAACAAUUUCACCAAUACCAAUUGAUUCAACAGCAACAACACCAACGACAACAGCAACAACAACAACAACACGGUAAAAAUGAUCAAUCGAAACAAACAUUGAAUAUGAACAGGUUGCAUCAACAAAUUAGUGGGUCUAAAAAUUUCAUAUCCGAUCAAAAAGAUCAAAAAAAUAAUUUAGAAAAUUGUACUCAACCCAAUCAAGAAGUUGGGCCAAAAAAAGAUCUAAAAUCUAUCCAAAUCAAUAAAAUAGUUAGUGGAUGUGUUGAUAAACAACUUGAUCCAGUUAAUAGUAAUAAAUUCCAAGAUCAAAAUAUACAAAAAAGUGUUAACAAACAUGAAGAAAACUCAUCUAUAGAUCAAAAAGAUGAACAUGAUAGAUCAUUAAUAAUGAAUCCAGAUUUAAAUGAAAUCAAUCGAACAAUAAAUCUAGACAACGCACAAAAUAAGAUACCAAAACAAGUAUUAACUACCGAAACAAAUACAUGUCAAAAAACGACUGAUCAAAUUUCUUCAAAUGAAACACCAUCUUUGUUAUUGAAUGAUAGACAAAUGAUUAAUCCUACUGAUAUUAAUAAUGGAAAUACACCAAAUAACAAAAACUUUAACCAACCUCUUACUGUAACCAUCACUUCAGACCCAUAUUAUAAUUCAGUCGCAAACCACAAUAUGUAUUAUAAGUAUAGUGAACAUAAAUCUCCUCCAUUAAAUAAUACAGAAUAUAAUGAACAUAAAUUCAAUGACAAUAAUGAUAAUAAUUGUCAUAUACAUUCAUCAAAACAAUCUCAAUCUUCCAUCUACUCCCAGAAUACAUCACAAUCACCAGCUUCACCACCUUCACAACCAUUACAAUCAACACAACAGUCUAAACAGCAACCUCGUUUAGGUAUUCAUUCACCAAUAAGAACAAAUCGUUAUUUAAACAAUACAGAACAAAGUGCAUUUAAACAAGUUGGUAUAAAUCAAGAAAAAUUAAGUCUUUCAAAUGAUAUAAAAUUAUCAAUACCGAAUGAUAAUAAAUCAGCUGAUAAUUAUCUAUCAAAUGAAAUAAAUAUUCAUUCAAAUUCUAUUGCAUGAUGUAACAAAACAAGAUAACUAAAGUUCAAUAAAAAUAAAUUAGAUUGUAUGUACAGUCAUAUAAAUUUAAUAAAUGUGAAUUGUCAACCUUUCAAUACUCCUCCACGAGGCGUAACAGGCGUUAGUAACCUUCCCAUAGAAUAUAUACAUAUUUAUGUAUCUAUAUACGAAUGCAUAUGUAUCAAUGAUUACUACUCAGCUUGAAUAAAGACGAAAGAUACUAGGGACUACUGAACAACUGUUUACUAGGCAUGAAAACAGUGACUUUAUUUUCAUAAAAUUAUAUAUAUAUAUAUGCUUCUCUCAUCUUUAUAAAUCUCUUAUUAAAUGCUCUUUUAUUCACACAACCAAUAAUCAUUGUAUAUCAAUAUUACAUUGUUCAUCUUCUCUUUAAAUUGUGUAUUUGUUUUUCUAAGUUGGACAAUUUAAUUUAAUAGUGUAAACUAAAUCAUUCAUUAUUAUUUAUUGUUUUUUUUGAUAAUAUCUUAUAUAGCACAAAAUAACUGUUCAUAAUAAGAUAGUGUUUCUUGUUUCUUUGUUUGUUUAACAGUGCAAUAUGUUCGGUAGACCGCGACAUGUUGAACACACAACCCAUCCAAUACGCAGAAUAAAUAUUUUUUUAAACAAA